Messenger RNA from Quercus lobata, 1096 nucleotides. Its product is annotated as receptor-like protein 7. The transcript has a single exon. NCBI's taxonomy places the organism in Eukaryota, Viridiplantae, Streptophyta, Magnoliopsida, Fagales, Fagaceae. Gene Ontology annotation, molecular function: protein binding. The coding region runs from base 42 to 1040 and encodes 332 amino acids. The record is from RefSeq and is a predicted model, not a curated record.
UAUUUCUGUCUUCAGCUUUGUUAUUAUAUUCAGGGUAUCAAAUGGGGUGUUUAACGUGGAAGUAUCAAGUCUUGUGUGUACUUUCCUUGCUCUUCUUGCAUUCUCCAUCAUCUCUUUCUUCUUUUUUGUCUUCAGACUCACAAUGCUCUGCUCUACUCCAAUUUAAUAACUCUCUAUCUCUCGAAUGUUCUGCUUUUCGUUCUCCUUAUUAUAGAUCUGGUUCUAAUGCCCAAUUAUGUGAAACAUCUUAUCCAAAGACAGCCUCUUGGAAGGAGGAUAAGCAUUGUUGCAGUUGGGAUGGGGUUGAGUGUGACAAAAACACAGGCCGUGUGAUUGGCCUUGAUCUAAGUUAUAGUCGGCUCAAGGGCGCCAUUGAUUCCAACAGUACCCUCUUCCUUCUUCAACAUCUCAGGACCUUGAACCUCGCUGGAAAUGACUUCUAUCCCUCUCUGCUUUCAUCUGAGUUUGGCCAGUUUAAGAGUUUGACUUAUCUUAACCUUUCUUCCUCCUCCUUUACAGGCCAAAUUCCAUCUGAAAUCUCCCAACUAUCUUCGCUGGUUUCACUCGAUCUUUCUUACAACCAUUGGCUAUCAAUUGAAACACCAGUAUGGAAUAACCUAACUCUGUUAAGGGAACUUCUUCUGGAUUCCAUAGAUAUGUCCUCAAUUAGACCUAAAUCUUUGAUGAACCUAUCUUCCUCUUUGACAACUCUUAGUCUCUCUAACUGUAAAUUGCAGGGAAAACUCGAAAAUAGCAUCCUACUCCUUCCGAGUUUACAAACCCUUGAUCUAGGGUCUAAUCCGUAUCUUAAUGGUUCUCUUCCAAAGUCUAACUGGAGUAAUAGUUUCCUAAAAUUCUUAGAUCUCUCUGAUAUACGUUUUUCAGAUGAAUUACCUGAUUCUAUCGGCAGUUUAAAGUCCUUAAAGUAUUUGGGUUUAUUUUUUUGCAACCUUUCAGGAAUAAUUCCAAUAUCGCUUGGAAACCUUACUCAAAUUACUCAUUUGGACCUAUCAUAUAAUAGUUUCAACGGUAAGAUUUAAUUGCCCCUUGUGUAUUUUAGGUGUUUUGGGCAGAUGCAUGAAACUAACAAUUUUUA